Messenger RNA from Moneuplotes crassus, 685 nucleotides. Lineage: Eukaryota; Ciliophora; Spirotrichea; Euplotida; Euplotidae. The record is from the annotation of a GenBank genome assembly.
AUGGACAAGACCAAUAAGAGACUGGUGAAGGAUGUGGGCAAGCUAGUCUCCCUUGACUAUGAGAUAGAGAUCAAAGCUGAUAAUAUGUCUGAGUUCACCAUAAUCCUUGAUGGACCUCAGGAUUCACCUUAUGAAGGAGGAAAAUGGAAGCUUCUAGUGACUCUACCAGAGCAGUACCCUUAUAAAUCUCCUUCCAUUGGAUUUUUGAACAAGAUUUUCCAUCCAAAUAUUGAUGAAGCGUCAGGAAGCGUUUGCCUUGAUGUAAUCAACCAGACAUGGUCGCCGAUGUAUGAACUCAGGAACGUAUUUGAGGUGUUCCUUCCACAACUGCUACUCUAUCCAAAUCCUACAGAUCCUUUGAAUGGGGAUGCAGCUAAUUUGAUGAUGACUGAUAAAGACAAGUAUGAAGCAAAGAUUAGAAGCUAUGUCAAGAAAUAUGGUAGCUUAGACAAAGUCGGAGCUAACGAUGAAGCUGAUCAAGAACCUGAAGAAGAAGCUAAAGUUGAAGACAGCGACGGCGACAAUAGUUCUGAUCCUGCCAGUCAGCUGAGCGACACCCCUGGAGUUAAUUCAGACAAGGAGCUUAGUGAUGAAGAUGAUGACAUGGAUGACAGUCAAGAUGAUAGUGAUAAAUAGAUAAUACUUAUCAAACCUUCAUGCCUUUGCUAAAGAGUAAUUGUGUUAA